Cordyceps militaris CM01 is the source of this 14439-nucleotide messenger RNA. Its product is annotated as nonribosomal siderophore peptide synthase. Lineage: Eukaryota; Fungi; Ascomycota; Sordariomycetes; Hypocreales; Cordycipitaceae. Gene Ontology annotation, biological process: amino acid activation for nonribosomal peptide biosynthetic process; secondary metabolite biosynthetic process. Gene Ontology annotation, cellular component: cytoplasm. Gene Ontology annotation, molecular function: phosphopantetheine binding; catalytic activity. The transcript has 3 exons. Bases 1 to 14439 code for a protein of 4812 amino acids. The record is from RefSeq and is a predicted model, not a curated record.
AUGGACCACGCCGCCUUGGGCCUUUCCGUCCUCAACCCGUCGCCCGCACGGGCAUCUGGACCUACCUUAUUGCACAGCCUCGUACGGACCCCAGGCGAGAACCUCGCGCUGGAGCAUCUCUGUCAGGGGAAAAUCACCAAAUUCUCCUACAAGGCAUUCCAUGAUGCCUCGGAUGCACUGGCAUCCCAGAUUGCUCUCGCCUGCGACUCUGUCCAAGGCCAGCUGAUUGUGCCCGUUCUUCUACAACAGUCUCCAGAUCUAUAUAUCGCUCUGCUAGCUAUUCUUAAAGCGGGAGGCGCAUUCUGUCCCCUAAACUUGGAUGCUCCCGCAGAAAGAGUUCAAUUUAUCCUCAAAGAUGUCGGUGCCAAGGUUGUUAUUACUAGUCCAGAGCUGUCCUCGCGGAUACCAAGAGGCACGGGAGUUACCAUUCUUCACUCUUCCCACAGCUAUGAAGCUGUUGGUUCGCACUACCGCGCCAUGACACGGCAGCCAACACCAGAGAGUUACGCCUACGUAAUGUACACAUCGGGCUCGACAGGCACGCCCAAAGGUGUCGCGAUAUCCCACUCCGCCGCUACGCAAGCUCUCUUGGCGCACGACCCUCAUAUUCCGCGCUUCUCAAGAUUUUUCCAGUUUGCGGCGCCAACCUUUGACGUCUCUGUCUUUGAGAUCUUCUUCCCACUCUUUCGAGGUGAGACUCUUGUCAGCGCCAGCCGGCAAGAAACGCUCAACGACUUGCCCGCGGUGUUGCGGCAAAUGAAUGUGGACGCCUGCGAGCUUACACCCACCGUGGCGGCAAGCCUGUUGAGAAAGAGGGACAAUGCGCCCCAGCUGAAGCUGUUGAUGACCAUCGGAGAGAUGUUGAACCCACGCGUUGUGACGGAGUUUGGCGGCGCAGCCGACAGAAAGAGCAUUCUGUGGGCAAUGUAUGGGCCGACCGAGGCAGCGAUUCACUGUACAUUACAACAAGACUUCCAAUCCGAGUCCUCGACUGGGAAUAUUGGAACGCCGCUGGAAACUGUAUCAUGUUUCAUCAUCAAACCAGCCGAGGACGAAUCUGACUCGAAACGCUUUGAAAUUCUCCCCACUGGCCAUGUCGGCGAACUUGCGGUUGGCGGCCACCAACUUGCAGCUGGCUACCUCAAUGAUGAGCGAAAAACGAACAAUGCCUUCAUUAGCUCACCGUAUGGGCGUGUCUAUCGCACCGGCGACAAGGCCAAGAUGAAUCAAGAUGGCACGCUUGAAUGCUUGGGGCGUAUAUCGGAUGGGCAGGUCAAGCUCCGAGGCCAGCGUAUUGAGCUCGGUGAGAUUGAGCAUGCAGCGCUGAAAACGAGCGGAUGCCACGGCGCCACUGCCAGGGUGAUUGGCGCGAUCCUGGUGCUUUUUUGUGCUGUUGAUGCGUGCGUCUUAGAAGAUGACAUUUUGAAGAGCUGCGGUCGGUGGCUGCCGCAGUUCAUGAUACCCGGCGAAGUUGUGCUCUCUGAGGAGCUGCCAAGACUGCCCAGCGGCAAAGUCAAUGCGAAGGAACUGCAACGGCAGUUCGAACAGUCAAAGCCAUCGAAAGGCGCACCUGAUGACAUUGCACAUUCUUCAGAGCCUGAGUUAGUACAGGCGCUGCAAAGAUAUUUCGGGUCACAGCUCAGUAUUCAGACCGAGCUAGCCCGAGCAGGACUGGACUCUCUCACAGCAAUCGGCCUGUCUUGCCGAUUGCGACAAGCUGGCUAUCACAUACAAGCUGUAUCGCUACUGAAGAUGAAGAAUAUCGGGCAACUUAUUUCUUCCGUAACGAGAAUUGACGAGGAAGGGCAUGUGGAGAGAACUCGUCCAACUGUCAGCAGCGUGGAGAAGCUGGCCAAGAUCAAGUCCAAGGAACUUGAGCUUGAGAUCUCCCAUCGCAUUACGCAAGACCUUCUCCCCUGCUCCAAUCUACAGAUCGCCAUGCUCACUGAAACAACACGCAUAGCCGAGGCAUACUGGAAUACGGUGCAUCUUGAGUUGUUUACAACAGCGACGGCCGAGGAUAUACGUCGGGCAAUCCACGCUGUUGCUCAGCGAAACGAAAUUCUUCGAACUGGCUUUGUGCAACACGAGUCUACAUUCUUCGCGGUGGUUUUCGAUGCAAUAAACCCAGAUUGCAUCACAGUCUCUGGUGAAGAAGGAGUAGCGACAGUAGCGAGUAUCAGUUCAAGCCUACUGCGCCCGUUGCAAAUUCACGUCGCAGGACUGGCCGAAGAGAAUUGGUACAGCAUACGGCUAUACUUGCACCACGCAAUUUACGACGGCUGGUCUCUUGAUCUGUUGAAAUCCGAUCUUGCAAAAGCUCUUAGCGACGAACAAUUGCCAUUGCGAAAUCAAUUCCGACAUGUCCUUGCUUUCUCCAUGUCACAAGAAUGUGAGCAGUAUGAUGAGAAAGCCCGCAUCUUUUGGGCUGACUAUCUCUUUGGAUGGAACAAGCCUCCUUUCCCCCGACUUAUACCCCGGGCAGUACCAUCUGGGACGAUCCAGUCCGCAACAUACAAGCAAGUGCUUCCAAGUUUGCCCAAGCAGGCGUACAAGGGGAGCCCUCAGGUGCCAUUCCAGGCUGCCCUCGCUCUGGCGUGGAGUGGUAUUCUUGGGUUGCAGGACGUCGUAAUAGGUUCUGUGACUUCUGGGCGCACGAUUCCGGUAAUAGGCGUUGAAAAUAUCAUGGGGCCUUGCAUCAGCUCAUUGCCCCUCCGCGUCAACAUGGAGCGCAUGACUACCAUUGAUGAUGUCGUCAAUAGCAUAUCAUCGAGCAACCGGCACAUGAUGGAGCAUUCGACGCUGUCCCAACUUGCUGUCAAGAAAGUCGUCAACAUGUAUGGGGCAGAGCAACUGUACGAUGUGCUGUUUGUCUACCAAGAGUCCCUUGAGCAGCGGAAGCAGACGCACAGCGUUAUCAGAGAGGUCGCGCACCUGGACAGACUGGAGACCAAGCUGGUUCUCGAGGUCCAGCCCGUGCAGGACGGCGUCAUACUGCAGGCGACUUUCCACGAUGACUACUUUUCCUCGAGUAUGGUAGACAGCUUGCUGCGCCAGGUUGCCAUGAUAUCCUCGGCCAUCAUCGAGAACCCACAUGCGCCGUUGGAGUCGACGCGCUCGUUGCAGGUGGACACGUCGACUUAUAAUAUGAGGUUGGAAAAGAUGAAUUGCAACUCACAGCCCAAUGACCUUGCUAGGGUCGUCGAAGAAGCUGCCGCCCGGUAUGGCCAUCGCCUGGCAGUUUCUUUUGCUACCCAGAUAUCGGAUGCCUCGUUCAAAACAGUCACAACUACAUACCAAGACCUGAAUCGCAAUGCAAAUCGCAUCGCCCACUUCCUUUUGAGUCAACAAGUUCAACCUGGCGAGGUCAUACCCAUCAUCAUGAACAAAUCUAUCCGUCUCUAUACGGCCAUCCUGGGUAUUUUAAAAGCAGGAUGCGGCUACCUACCUCUGCUGCCCUCCACACCGAAUGCGCGGAUAUUGGAGAUUUUCAAACAGUCAGGAUCGCGUCUCUGCCUUGCUGAUGAGGACUCUCUGCGGGAUGUUCCACUUUCAACUGCUGUCCGCACGAUUCUCAUCGAUGAAGAGUCCAUGGAAGACUACCCUGACAAUAAUACGUCCGUCGACAUCAGCAGUAGUGAUGCGGCCUACGUCAUCUACACAUCUGGAACAACGGGAACGCCGAAAGGUGUCACGGUCAGUCACAAGAACAUUGCUUGCAACGUCGCCUACCUCGGGGCGGAAUACCCAGAAGCCAGAAAGGGACAUUCAAAUUUCCUGCAAGCUUGCUCGCAAGCAUUUGAUGUCUCUGUCUUUGAGAUCUUUUUCGCUUGGCAUAAAGGCAUGUGCCUUUGUGUUGCAACCAAUGAUGUAUUAUUUGCGGAUAUUGAAGAGGCUAUUCGAAAGUUUGGAAUUACGCACCUGAGUUUGACACCAACCAUCGCAUCGCUCAUUGAUCCAUCCAAUGUCCCCAGCGUCGAGUUCCUGGUGACGGCUGGUGAACCCAUGACGAAUGCCGUCAGUGAGCGAUGGAAAGAAUUGAUAUGGCAAGGUUAUGGCCCAUCAGAGACGACCAAUAUCUGUUCUGUCAAAAAGAUGUCGUCAGAUGACUAUAUUGAACAUCUGGGAUCGGUAUUUGACAACACGUCGGUUGCCGUCCUUGAGCCAAAGGGCUUGUCAACCCUCCCGAUUGGUUGGGCUGGUGAAUUCUGUUUUGGCGGCGAUCAAGUCGCUACUGGAUAUUUAAAUAUGCCACGUCUGACUGCUGAAAAGUUUAUACAGCACCCGAACUAUGGCAGACUGUAUCGAUCAGGAGACUUUGGUCGUAUGCUUCCGGAUGGGUCCUUGGUGAUUCUGGGCCGUAUCGAUGAUCAAGUGAAAUUACGAGGCCAGCGCAUCGAAGCUGCCGAGAUCAACGGUAUUGUGUCGCGUGUUUCUUCCGCCACAGCGGUCGUGACACUUGUGCUGAAGCAAAAGGACACCAUGGGUGAAUGGCUGGUGGCAUUUUACGUCCAAGACAAGGCUGCAGAAGAUUUCCGCAUAUUGAAGGCAGAUACAGCUGCACAAGAUCAAGUCUUUGCAGAGUUGUAUACCAAACUUUCGUCAUAUAUGGUGCCAUCCUACCUGAUUCCUGUUUCGCGUAUCCCACUCACGCCCAGUGGAAAAGUCGACAAGCGAGAAAUCACGGCUGCAUUCGCGAAACUCUCAAAAGAGUAUCUCAAAACUGUUGCGCAUAAUUCCGCCAAAGAGGACGACGAAGAAUGGAAUGAGGUGGAACAAGCCAUUGCCUCGCGUAUGGCCAGCUCGCUUAAGGUCUCUCGCAGCGAUAUCGGUAGAUGGACGCCGCUCGCAAUUCUGGGUCUGGAUUCCCUGUCAGCCAUCCAAGUCUCUAAAAGUCUUACGCAAGAGUUCAACACGACGGUGUCAAUUUCGUCUAUUCUACAGCACCCGACAGUCGCCCAACUUGCCAGGAAGCUGCAUUCCAGGGACGAGAGAUGCGACGUCGCCAUUGCAAGCGACUAUUUCGAUGAGAAAUUCCAGCAAUCUGUCACAGUGAUGCUUGCCGCAGAGAAUAAAAAAGUUGUCGAGAUUCUGCCGUGCUCCCCGCUCCAGGAAGCCAUGGUGUCCCGUGGAAAGACAAAUUAUUACAACAAGUCGUUGUUGCGACUUAGUGCCGAUCCUUACGAGAUGAGAAGUUACUGGCAGCAUAUGUGUGAGCGCCACAGCAUUUUGCGUACAUGCUUCGUGUCUACCAAUAGCUCAAAGUACCCUAUUGCUCAAGUGUCGCUCGCAAAAUGGGAGUUGCCGUGGCAUGAAUUCACCGUGACGCAGCCGUCCCUCGAGGACGCGAUCCGGGACCACCUCGCGCUGGUACCAGAGCCGCUCGACACAAACACGCCUCCUCUAUCGCUGGCUCUGAUACGGUAUGGUGAAACGCGGUUCUUGUCAUUUGUUUGCCACCAUGCACUGUAUGACGGGGUUGCAAUGGAGUGUCUCUGGCGCGAGGUCGAAGCUCUUGCUCGCGGAGAGCAGCUUAGACCCCCAAUCCCACAAGGACCUUUUAUCAGCGAGAUUGUGAAGCUGCCGAGUACUAGCCAAACUUUUUGGAAGCAUCAAUUCUCCAACUUCCAGCCCUCUUUACUGUUUCAAAAGCCUAACGGAAGGGCUGCUGUUCAACAAGUUACACACACGCUCACCAUUGAGAGAUGCCUUGACAAGACCCAGCAUCAAAUCAAGUCGCUCGGAAUUUCUCUUCUUUCUCUGUGCCAGGCUACCAUGGCGCGAGUGCUGGCGAUUGUAGGCCAAAGGAGUGAUGUUUGUUUCGGAAAUGUCAUGAGCGGACGAACAAUUGGACUCGAGGGCAUUGAACGUCUGGUGGCGCCGUGCUUCAACACUGUGCCUAUACGCCAGGACAUGUCAGAUCCGCUGUCCAAUAUUGAUCUGGCUAAGAACUUGUUGAACUUGAAUACGAGCAUGUUGGAGCAUCAAUUCACGCCUCUGCGCCAGGUUCAGAAGCUUGCAGCGAAGGAGACCAGGACCUUGUUUGACGCUUUGCUUCUCGUACAGCAGCCCCUGCAGGAAAUGGACGUCAAUGUUUGGACUCUGGAAGAAGACGCAGGUACCAUGGAUCUACCCCUUGUCUGCGAAGUCACGCCAUGCCCCAACCUCAACACGCUGGUGCUCGACGUACACUACGACAUGUCUGCGGUGCCGUUUACCCUAGCUGCCGGAAUUGCGGAACUGUUUAAGCACAUUCUGUCGCAUAUGCUCGAGGCUCCCCAUACAGUGUUGGAUAGAUACAGCAUCCCCGAAACACUACUUGAUCAAGUGCGUCUCAGACAACCUUGGGCCUUUGAAGACGAUGACGAGGGAUAUGACAGAGAUGGCGGCGACUCCUCCACCUGGACCGACGAGGAGCUGGCUGUUCGGGGCGUCCUGGCUGAGCUGUCUCAGACACCUGUCCAGCUCAUUGAGAAAACCACGAGUUUGUUCAAGCUUGGUCUUGACAGUAUCAAUGCUGUUCAGGUAGCAGCAUUUCUGCGCCAGAAGAGCUACUCCGUCUCGGCAUCCGACGUUAUUGACUGUCAGAAUUGCCUCAAAAUUGCCCAGCGAAUAUUUGACAACGGCUACCAAGUGAAAAAAGAGCCGAGAUCAUAUGACCUGAGCGCAUUUGACACCGAGAUGCGUCGUACGCUGAGCCUGCCCGGGGAUGCGUUCCAAAUAUUCCCCUGCACACCUAUGCAGUCGGCCAUGCUGUCAGCCUUUGCGUCUUCUGACGGAGUGCAUUAUCUCAACGAAACGAGCCUGGAGAUGAAUAAAAAUAUCACUUGUGCCUUGGUGAUUGAACAAUGGACACAGCUGGUUUCUGUCCAUUCUAUGCUGCGGACAGGCUUUGCUUCAGUUCGCCGUACCGACACUGCCUACGCCAUGAUUCAGUACAAUGCUGUGCAGUGCGAAGGAUUGAUUACUAUACAAGACAGUAAUUCAGAUUGUCGCGCUUGGAAAGAGAAUGCGGCGAGGGAAAUGCAGGCGCGGUUGGAGCUACCACUGUGGAGGUUGGCCGUCACGACAGUGAAUGAUGCGGUUCAUAUUCACUUGAUCAUCCACCACGCCCUCUACGACGCAACUUCACUGGAAGAAAUAUUGUCCAACUUUGGGAGACUGCUUAAUGGCCAAGAAGCUCGGCCUGUGCAAAAUGUCGUGACCGGCCUCUCUGCAGUGCUAGAGCGCAGCGCCGGGGAGCAGGAAGAGGCCUGCUCAUUCUGGCGCCAGCAGGGGGAGCGGGCAACGAUUAACCGCUUUCCUGUUCUCACGCCGCUGAGAGAAACGAAGAGAGCUAUACUGGUGGAAGAGCUGACGUCGACCCUGACAAGCUCUGGCUUGCACCAACUGACCCGCAACCUCGAGGUUUCUGUGCAGACGGCGAUCCUGGCUUCGUGGACUCGGCUUCUCGCAAGUUAUACUGGAGAAGAGGCAGUCGUCUUUGGUGUUACUCUGUCUGGUAGAACGUGCGAGGCAACACUUAGCACACCUAUUCCCUGCCUGACAACUGUGCCUGUGGUUGCUCAAAACGUUGGGUCAAACAAGCUUCUCCUGGAUCAGAUGAUGCGCGCCGUCUCCGACAUUCAUCAACACCAAUAUCUCCCUCUGGGCCGCAUUCAAAAGGAAAUGGGCCACCCGGCAACGCCAGUCUUUGACACUCUGAUCGCAUACCAAAAGAUUCAAGGUGAAACAAGUGAGCGACCAUGGGUCCAGAAGCAGGAUGACGCAGCCGCUGAAUUUCCCGUGUCGCUUGAAGUAGAGCCUACCGAUCAUGGAAGUAUUCGCUUGCGCAUCACCUACUUCAGCGACGUUUUGCCUUGCGAGCAGGCCAAGAUGCUACUGCGCCAGUUUGACGCCAGCCUGGAAGAUCUCGUCAUCAAUCCGGAUGGCCACCAGCAUGACCUGCACCAAUACCACCCCGAUAUGUUUGCUGUCUCGCCGCCCCUGGAACCUGCCAUGGAUGCACCCGUGCAACUCUUGCAUCAGUUUGUGCAAGUACAGGCCAAGACCAACCCGACCAAGAUUGCACUGGAACAUGUGAGUGGCUUCAUAGGCAAUAAGCCAGUUCGCGAGCAAUGGACAUUUGCACAACUCGACGCCAUCGGCAACAAAGUCGCCAACAUGCUUUCAAGCCACACAGAUGCUGGCAGCAUCAUCGCAGUUCACUUUGACAAAUGCCCGGAAGCGUACUUUGCCAUGCUCGGCAUCUUGAAGUCUGGCUCUGCCUUUGUUGCGCUAGACGUCAACGCACCGAAUGCUCGGAAGGAAUUCAUCUUGCAAGACGCCAGGCCCCCUUGCCUUCUAACCAGCGACGAAAGUACCAUUGACUUUGAUGUGUCUUGCCCUGUCAUUGUCAUUGACGAGGCGCUUCUCAAUGACUACCCGGAGACGCCGUGCGAGAUAAAUGGCAGUCUCACUCCUAGUAGCACUUGCUACUGCCUGUAUACUUCCGGAACGACUGGCACGCCGAAAGGAUGCGAGAUUACGCAUGAGAACACGGUGCAGUGCAUGAUGGCUUUCCAGGACCUGUUUCGGGGACACUGGGCUGAUGACUCUCGCUGGCUCCAAUUCGCAGCGUUGCAUUUCGACGUCUCGGUUCUUGAGCAGUACUGGAGCUGGUCUGUCGGAAUCACAGUCGUUGCGGCCAAGAAGGAGUUGAUUCUGGAUGAUCUCAUUGGCUUCAUUAACAAUGCCGACAUCACGCACAUUGAUCUGACACCGAGUCUGGCCCGACUCACUCACCCCGACACAGUACCUGGUCUUUGUCGUGGUGUCUUCAUCACGGGCGGAGAACAGCUGAAGCAAGAAAUUCUGGAUACAUGGGGGCCGAAAGCUGUCAUUUACAACGCAUACGGCCCAACCGAGGCCACGAUUGGCGUCACUACCUACCAGCGUGUGCCUCAGAACGGUCGGCCUAGCAAUAUCGGCAAACAGUUUAGAAACGUGGGGUCAUACGUCUUCCAUACAGACACGGAGAUACCCGUAUUCAGAGGCGCUGUUGGAGAGCUCUGUGUCAGCGGCAAGCUCGUGGGCAAAGGCUACCUCAAUCGACCGCAGCUGACGGCCGACAAGUUUCCGACUCUCAAGGCCUUUGGUGAGAGAAUCUACCGAACGGGUGACUUGGUUCGCAUACUGCACGACGGCUGCUUUGAGUUUCUGGGCCGCGCAGAUGAUCAAGUGAAGCUUCGCGGCCAGCGGCUGGAGCUCGGCGAGAUUGACCAUGUCGUCCGGUCUGUCAAGAAUAUCCACGACGUGACUACUCUCGUCACCAAGCACAAGUUUAGCGGAAAGGAUGUGCUUGUGUCUUUUAUCGUCGAGGACCAAGACCGCAGCGCACUACUCGAGAUUCUUGCCGACGGCAGUGGUGUCAGCACGGAUGCGAGAGCUAUGUGCAGAAACAAACUCCCUGGAUACAUGGUUCCCUCGUAUUUCUUGAAGCUUCCGUUUAUUCCGCUCUCUCCCAACAACAAAGCCGAAGCCAAGCAGCUGCGGAAGCUUUUCUUGGCGCUUUCGCAAGAAGAACUGGUCAGGCUCGGGUCGCCUACAGCGAAGCGCAACCUUUCCAGGGACAGCCCCAGCUACAAGAAGCUCAUUUCCUCACUCGCACAAUUUUGCAACCUGGAAGGCUCUGAGAUGGAUGAUUCCGCAAGCAUUUUUGACUAUGGCAUUGACUCCAUUACGGCUCUAUCGCUGUCCGCCUUCCUCGUGGACGAGGGAAUGUCUACGGCAUCACCAGCGCUGAUUCUUCGCAACCCCAUCGUGGCUGAUCUCGCCGUCGCACUGUCAACCAGCAAUUCCCAGGAUACAUCGGCGGAAUUCAAGCGCACUAGACAAAAAGUGCAGGCUUUCCAACACAAGCAUAGAGCUCGGGUUUGUAGGGAGCUACAUGUGCUGCCGUCAGAUCUUGAGUACAUAUAUCCAUGCUCUCCGCUGCAGCAGGGGAUGCUCGCAAAGACUGCGGUGGAAGAUGCCGAGGGCGCUUACUUUAACAUUUUCAAGCUUCAUUUAAACCCCGAAACUGGCGUUCAGGCUGUACAAGAAGCGUUCAACUCUCUCUUCGCGCAGGAAUCAAUUCUUCGGACGACUUUCCUGCACACUCCUGAUGAAUAUGUCCAAGUCGCCCGCCGCGACAUUAGCUUACCAUGGGACGAACGCUCGCUUGCUGAUGACGAGACGAUUGACGGCGUUGUCGAGUCUUUGCGACGAUCGUGGAUACGCGACAACAGCGACGGCGUGCAUGCCCCCAUCAAAAUCACCCUCGUCACUGGCACCGACAUUCGAGUCAUUGUGCUGCACAUCUUCCAUGGUUUAUAUGAUGGUGCAAGCUUUGAUCUGAUGAUGAAGAGACUUGCAAGUCUUUGCAACAACGUUGAAACGAAAGCCGGCCCCUCGUUUGCAGAUGCCCUCAUUCAUGGACCAUUAAGAAACCACGACCACGCUAAGCAGGCCUGGAUGAGGCAUCUGGAGGGCUGGUCAAGCUCCUCGCUGCUUCUCUCGCAGGAAGGGAAGAGCAAUACCCCCAUAGCCCAAACCCGACUGCUUAGUUUAUCGAAACUCAAGAACCUCCGAUCGGCCAGCAAUGUCACUAUGCAGUCCCUGUUACUGGCUAUCUGGGUGUCGGCUCUUCAGACGCGAAGCCGUGGCAACAUCACGACCGGAGUCAUUGUUUCGGGCAGAUCAAUUACACUGCCAGGUGUUGAGAAGACCGUUGGGCCGUUGCUGAACACGGUUCCCUUCUUUGCCAAAAUCUCGUCCAUUUCAACCUGGCACGCCCUUCUUCAGCGAUGCCAAGAUUUCAACGCUACGGUGCUCAAAGAUCCUCACGUGCCAUUGCAGCAGCUACAGAAGUGGGCUACAAACGGCCAGCCACUAUUCGAAACCCUUUUUGCAUACCAGAUUGAAGAUCAGAUAGGUCCAAAUGACAUGCCAUGGAAAAUCGAGGAUGGCGGUCUGAAUCCUGACUAUCCCUUGGCGCUGGAAGUCACUAAACGCUACGACGACACUAUGCAGCUUCUCAUCGUCGCGAAAAGCUACCUGACAAAUGAGAGAGCGCUCAACGACAUGCUGGAUGUAUUUGAAGACAUGCUCGCAAGCAUCGAAGUGGAUGCCUCUAUUCCUGUUCAAGUCGAAUCGACCCUCCUUGACUGUUCGAAUGCGAAACCACUGAACGAAUAUAAAGAAGAGGUUUGGAGUCUGAAUUCCCAAGUUUUGAGACGAGAGGUUGGAGCUCUCUCCAACAUUCCAGAGGCUGACAUCGCACCCUCGUCCACCUGGCUUGAGCUCGGUUUGGAUAGCAUUGACGCGGUCCAGCUCUCCGCUCGUCUGAAGAGACACAAUUUCAUCAUUAGUCCCUCGGCAAUCAUGAAAGGGCACUCGAUGGCUUCGUUAGUAAAUUCGGCUACGCAAUUGGCAACUAACCUUCCAUCGAGUGACAUGAACGAACUGGAAGAAAUCAAGUCCCAGCUCCGCCACUACGUCGAGGGGACUGACUUUGAUAUGACAAUAGUGGAUGACAUCCUUCCAACAUCACCGCUUCAAGACACAAUGGUGUCUGGCAUGAUUGAAUCUGAUUUUACUUGGUAUUUCAACCAUGAAGUACUCCAGGUUGCGCCGGACAUCGACGUUGACAAGCUCCAGGCUGCUUGGGCCAAGCUUUUCGAGACGACCCCAAUCCUGCGAACAGGCUUCGUUGAGCUCAUCGACCCACAAGCGCCUGCAGUCUAUGCCCAGGUCGUCUACAAGUCUUCUCCCGCUGUUUCCGAAGUGACUAUAACCUCUAUGGACGAGCUACAGACCAUUCGGGAACAAAGUAGAGCGAGCGCCCGUCAGAGCGCAGCCACUAGCAACCUCGCCCGCGUUGUACGUGCCACCCUUGGGGAGACGAACUUUUUCGUGCUUUCCAUAUCGCACGCUCUGUACGAUGGCUGGUCUCUGGGGUUGCUUCACCAAGAUUUGAGAGCCAUUUACCAUGGCGGAACAGUGUCCCGACCAUCGCCAGACCGGUUCUUGUUCAAGUCACUCACGUCCCUCACCUCUGAAGCAGAAGGCUUCUGGGGGAAUUACCUGGAAGGGGCGCGCCCGACAAUUGUGCCCCAAGCAGAGCCGGACUCGGCCAAUGUUGAAAAAGUCGAGUCUAUUUCUUCCAUCGGGCUUGGCGAUAUAAACCGUUUCUGCCGAGAGCAGAAGAUUAGUCUCCAAUCGCUUUGCCAAGCCUGCUGGGCCAUCAUCCUCGCGCGCAGGACACGCUCGCUUGAUGUUGUCUUUGGCUCUAUUCUUUCAGGACGCGAUUUUGAAGGGGCGAAUGAGGUAUUAUUUCCGACGAUGAAUACUGUCGCAAUCAGGUGUAUUUUGCAUGGAUCUAUCAGCUCUUUUCUGCAGUACAUGGAAGAUAAUUUCGGUGAGCUGCGAUCAUAUCAAAUGUUCCCUCUACGCAAAGCCCUCAAGGCUGCCAAGGUGGCUGGAAAGAAUUUGUUCAAUUCUUUGUUCCUUUUGCAAAAGUCUCCAGCCGAAGACAGCUCCGAGUCUUUGUUUCAGUCUGUGGAAGGAUCGUCGGGUGUGGACUAUCCCGUGUGUGUGGAAGCUGCGGCGGGCGCAGCUGGGUUGGAGUGGACGGUGGCUUGCCGGGGCCAAGUCGAUGGAGGACAAUUUUCGGAGGAUUUGCUUGUUGAGCUAGACGCUGCUCUCCAGUAUAUCAUGAGUCAUGUUGAAGAAGAUGUCGUCACAUUCUCGCAUACGGGCGCGCAAAUCUGUGGAUGCCAGCCUAUUCGUUUGGUGGAAGACGACGACAACCAAAGUCCACGGACUGACAAGACUACACCCUGCGAGUGGAACGCAACGUCACUAACCAUCAGAGAGGUCUUGAGUCAAGUUUCCAAUAUCUCAGAGAAUGCAAUCGAGGCUUCGAGCACGCUGUAUCAUUUGGGACUUGACUCCAUCACCGCCAUCAAAGUGUCGGCGCUACUCAAACAGAGGGGCAUCAUCCUCCGGCCGACUGAGCUGGUGCGCGCCGACAGCAUCGCGCACAUGGCCGAGCAAGUCGGCGCGUUGCGGCGCCUCGAAAUACCUGCGGCUGACCUGCGCUGGCAGUCGUGGACGGCACCCGAAGACGUCGACGUCGACUCCCUCUUGGGCGACGCUGGCAUUCCUCGCGACCAGGUCGAGCACGUCCUGCCCGCACUGCCCAUGCAAGUGUACAUGAUGAGCGCCUGGCAAAACACCAACGGCCAGCUAUUCUACCCGGAAUUUUCCUACCACCUUUCCGGGUCACACGCCGUCGCGGACAUUCAGCAUGCGUGGGCGCGCGUGGUGGCGCAGCUCCCGAUGCUCCGCACAUGUCUCCUUGCCACCGGACAGCAGGACCUUCCUUUUAUUCAGGUGUUGAUCAAGCCGGGCAGCUCGGGUGCGGGCUUGCAGCCGUUUGCUCGCCUCACAAUUGAGCAGAAUAUGGAGGCGCCAGAUGCUGUUGUACUGCGGCUGCGCAUCCAUCACGUCUUGUAUGACGGCGUUAGUCUCCCUGCCAUCAUGGACGCCCUUGUCUGUCAAUUAAGGGCAGGCCGGUCCAACGACACGGUGGACAUGCAUGACUGGGCGCACAUGGCUGUGGCUAGAGAAGGCGACGACCAAAAGGCCGCGCGAAAAGCUUUCUGGACCAAGUAUCUUGACGGAUGCACCAAUGCUACUGCACGGCAGACUGACUUGACUGGGCCCCGAACUUCCUUCUACAGAGAAGCCGCUUCCCGUGACACAUCCAGCGUGGGUAACCUCGCUGCCACAAAUGGUAUCAGUAUGCAGUCCAUCAUCCUCGCUGCCUACGCACUGUCCCUCGCCCGCCCGCCGGCGUCGUCGUCGAGCAUAGUGCUCGGUCUGUACCUCGCCCGCCGCGCCGACGACCGGAUCACCGCGACCCUGCCCACGCUCAAUCUGGUGCCCCUGCGAAUUACGCUCGACGGAGGCGCCGACGAGAAUGACGUGGUGGCCGUGGCGCGGCGCGUCCACGCCGACCUGCAGCGCAUCACGGCCACCGACGACGGCGCCGCCGCGCAGGUAGGGCUGUGGGAGGUGGCGCGGUGGACGGGCGUCCAGGUGGACAGGUUUGUCAACUUCUUGACGCUGCCGGUCGAAGAGGAAGAGCUUGGCGCAUCGGCGGAUACUUCUUUGCGGCUUAUGCCAAGCACAUCGACGCGUCAUGAAGAACACGGAAUCGUGAAACGUGCUGUGCAGGAUGCAUCUGUUGCCAACAAUGCAGUCUGUGAAUAUUAUCCUGACUCUGUGGAUGUUGAAUUCGCCGUGCGAAAUGGCCGGCUCGACGUGGGCGUGUUUGGCCCACACGCGCUCAUCACGGAUGAUGCAGCGCAGGAGCUGGUGAAUGAUAUUGUGAAGAUUUUGAAUUGUAUUUAG